CGCUUUCGCGCGCAAGGAUCACACUGGCCUGUGGCGCGUUUGUCACCAAAAGGAUCGCCGCUGUUUUAACGGUCGCGUUAAAAAUUAAGCACAUGAGCUACGGGCCUUUGCGGGCCACGGUGAAGUCCCUUUUUGAUCUGUAACGUGGUGACAAAAGGCAGCAACUGCACACCAUGGAUUCCUAACCCGUUCAAAGGAUGCGUGGCGUAACGGAAAUUAAUAUUCAAAAAUGUCAUAAUGGUGUUGGAGCGUCGUGAGUGAGGAAAGGUGUGUUGCGCGUGUGUGUGUGGGUGUGUUCCGGGAAGGGGUGAAAUUGGAAGCGGCAAAAAGUGGCCAACCGCAAAGACGUGAGCUGCUAAAAAUUGAGUGCUUUCACAUGCCGCCACUUCACACCGGGAUUUAAACGCUUUUGGUGUCGUUCGGUUAAGCUUUCGUAAAUAGAAGCGCACGUAGAUAGUAGUAGGCUUGCGUACGUGGUGUCGGUGAAGUGUCAAACGAUCGUUCUCAGCGUAUCCGGCUCGUCAGCGGGAGCCAAGUAGAAGUUCUUCAAGUUAACACCCCGUACCCCGUUAAAGUGGGGUGAAGAGGCUGACACGACUAAGGCGCUCCGUCCGGAACAAGGAGCUUUAGACCAAGCUCGAAACCGGGCUAGGAAAGAAUGGAAGCUCAGCUUCGUUAAUCCUUCCAUCGUGAAGCCGUAAAUGCCGGGAUCCUUUCGGAUCUGCACGCUGUAUGGAGCGCAUCUUCAAUUGACACCUUCACCGUACGCUCUUCAGCGAAGGACUUUGACGCGUGGUGGUGGUAAUGUUGGUGUAAUUAAAAGAGUAGCUACGUGAAAGAUUACCGCACGAACACGAACGGGCGCACACUUGAGGGAAAAUAUUAGCGGAGGCAUUAGCUACACAAUUCUACACCGGCACAACAAGGCCCGAGUCUCCAUCGUACGCGCACCGGAUAAUGAACAGUCAACUGUGCAGAAUGUCAACCAACGCAUGGACCGUCGCCGUAGUGCUGCUGGUUAUUGGAAUUGCGUUUGCCAGCAGCAGUGCCAGCUACAACAUGGUAGAUCCUCAGCGUGUCCUCAGCAACGCUGGCAUAAGUCUCGGGGCGAGCGUCGGCGGCGACGGUGCGGCUGGUGGCGGUACGCUCAACGAGCUCGUCGACGCGACGCCACCGAAACCCACGGAACUGUUGCGAAAUAUUGUCGCCGUACCAUCUGUAAGCGUCACACGUGAAGCUACCACGGCUGACCUUACGUCAACAGCACCAUCCGUGUACAAUGAAACCAGCAGCAACGCCACUGACAACAGCAUCCUCUGGAGCAAAUACAUCGCCCGGUCCGGAUACGCGCUCCCGGUGGAUCCUCUGUUUGUGGCCAAAAUCAAUCCCUUCUGGCUACAGUUCGAACCACCGUCCGCUGGUGAACAUUACGGGCUGGCCGUGUUCUACUUCCUGAUGAUGCUGUUCGGUGUGAUCGGAAACGCGCUGGUGGUCUUCAUGUUCUACAGAUACCGCUCGCUGCGUACACCGGCAAACUAUCUCGUUAUCAAUCUGGCUGUGGCGGAUUUCAUCAUCAUGAUGGAGGCGCCCAUGUUCAUCUACAACAGCAUCCACCAGGGUCCAGCCCUUGGGUCGAUCGGAUGCACGGUGUACGCGUUGAUGGGCGCUCUGGGCGGAACUGUGGCGAUCGCCACACUAACCGUCAUCUCGAUUGAUCGCUACAAUGUGGUCGUGUACCCACUCAACCCGAACCGUUCAACGACCAAGCUGAAGUGCUACAUCCUGAUCGCGUUCACCUGGGCGUACGGGCUGCUAUUUUCCAGCUUCCCAGCCCUAGAGAUUGGGCUGAGUCGCUACUCGGCCGAGGGAUACCUGACGGCCUGCAGCUUCGACUAUCUUGACCGCACGUACAAGGCGCGCGUGUUCAUGUUCGUGUACUUUGUGUUCGCCUGGCUGCUGCCGUUCCUGAUCAUCAGCUACUGUUACGCCCGAAUCCUGAUCGCCGUCAUCAACGCGAACGCCAUCCAGUCGAGCAAGAGCAAGAACAAGACUGAAGUGAAGCUGGCGGGCGUUGUCGUGGGCAUAAUCGGGCUGUGGUUUGCCGCGUGGACACCGUACGCCGUGGUCGCGAUGAUGGGUGUGUUCGGGUACGAGCAGUAUCUAACACCGAUGAACUCGAUGAUACCGGCAGUGUUUGCUAAAAUAGCGGCCACUAUCGAUCCGUACUUUUACGCGAUGAACCAUCCCCGCUACCGGCAGAUGCUGGAGCGCAUGUUCUGCAAUCGUGGUGCCGACCAGGGCAACUCGCAGUACCAAACGUCACACUACACGCGGGGUGCUUCGCGGGCCGGCGAUUCGGACGGGGGCGGUGGCGAAGAGUCGGGUGGUGGCGUUGGACGUGUUCCGGGCGGUGGCGGUAAUGCCGCUUCGAUGCGUGCUGGUAGCACCGGAAGAGGCGGACGAUUGAUCACGGCCAAGGGCAUGGCAGGAAUCAAUGCCGGCAGUGGCAAUGCGGGUGGUGGCGGCGUCAAGGCGCUCAAGAAGCAGCUCUCGAACGGCGACGAAACGUCGCUCGAGGUAUCGCUCGAGAUGUAACAGUGCUGCCGGCGAGGAGUUCAGCUCCUUCGCGUGACGGACGACUACGAAAACAGUGCCUUCGUGUAGAGUAGCGGUAGCGACGGAAGGGAAGAAAGAACUACGACGGAAGGGAAGAAAGAACUACGACGGCGGGUGGUAAUGGUGGAACGUUGGACGAAAAUCGGUAAGGGAAGAGAUGCUGUAAAGCGUCGUAAUCACAGAAAAUUACCGGAAACCGAAGGAACGAAUCGCUCAUUAGGGAGCGAAGAAAUGCAGGAGUCUUUGGCCGACCUCCAGUUUGCGGAGGUGUAGAAGCCAACGGAGCAAUACGAAAGAGAGAUAAAAAAGAGGGAUAAAUGAAAGGCAUCAUUUUCCGCUUAGGAAAACCGCGUACGGUUUUUUUUUUUUUUUCAUAACCGGUGUCGUACGAGCACGAGUAAACAAAGCUCUGGCUUGGCGUCGGCAAAUAGCAGAAGAAACUUGCAGCGACACGUGUGAGAGAUAGCAGAAGAAAAAAAACCAAGCGAGAACUCAAGUCUGAAUGGCGAAAUGAUUUAUAGAAAUGUGUAGACAGCAGCAGGAAAAAAGAGGGAACUAUAUGUAGUUGCGAAAUGCAACUUGUUUUUCAGCGAAACCGUGCGAACCGAAACACUAAUGUCUCUUACGGGGGGAGAAGCACGCUAGGUAAGAGUUGGGAACACUCGAACCUUUCUUCCCAUAGGCUGCCGCGCAUCCGGCGUGAUGGAUCCUUUAUUGAGAAAUCACUAAACCCAAAGCUGCUCGCCCUACGUGUUCGGAAUUGGUUGGGCCCCGAAGAAUUGGUCGUAAAAUAACACAUUGUUUUUGGCACCAUCGGACGCGGUCGCGGGAGAAGCGUUUUUUUUCGUCCGCUUUUCCAAACUUUUCCAGCUUACCAUCACAGAUUGAUUGUUAGUGGCUCUUAUUCCAUGCUAUGUGGCGCGGCGGUGCUGCUUCUUGUGAUAGGCUCUGGUUUCGGGGGACCAAGGAGAGUAGGAGCGGCGGCAGGAGCCUAAGAACGUAAAAAAGACACACAAUAGUAUUGCUGUGAAUCUAUUACGCGUGGUCGUUCCUCCUGUCUUUUGCUUGGUGUUAUUUAUCGACAGUUGGAAGAUAAGAGCGGGUAAGAUACAUGGCCAAUCUUGAGUGAGGUAAAACGGAAAAAACGGAUGGUGCCAUCUCGCCGUUGCGGAAAGAGAAAGUGAGAUAGAGAGACAGUGUGUACAAGAAAACCGCCGCCCCUUAAAGAGUACAGGCGGCCUCGAGUGUGGAAAACCAACCAGAAAGGAGGGGCGACACGGGUACAAAACAUGAUUAAGUGGUUGUUUUUGCUGGCGUGCAAAGUUCAGUCGGAAGUUAUCAUGCUAAGUGACAACCACCCCGGCCCACUCCGAACCUCUGAACCUCGGCUCGGACCUUAAGUCCCCUUUAACCGCGGGUUAAUUGUUAAGGCAGCAAGUUCAGCUAGAAAUCUUGCCCCGCUUUUUUUUUUGUCAUUCCCUCCCGCGCAACAGUAAUUUCUUCCCACGUCCGUCGAUUAAACCAUUGCAAUAAUGUCGAAAUGGGUUUGCGUCUGUUGCUAGCGGAGAAAACCAUAUCCCUACUCCUUCUGCCCCGGCCAUACACGGAACAACAACCACCCCGGAACGCCGCCGAACAGCUACUGACGGUGGUCGUAAAUUUUGAUGCCAUCACACUAUUUCUACGAGCGAUUGGUUCCCGGAAUCGGUCGACCCGCCGUGAUCUGAGGGCCAAACUGUUGGGGGAUGAAUAUUCAUUCCCUGGAGUUCGUCUAUCGAUUGAAGGACACACACACACCAUGUGAGCCUCUCUCUCGUUGUCGUGCGUCACGCGCGUUUGUGUGUGUGUGUGUGUUUGUUCGGUGUCAGUUGUUAUUUUUCACAUUGCGAUAUUUGUUAAAAUUCUAGAGCGAUCACACAGAACCACUAGAACAAAACAACACUAGAAAACACACGGCAACAUAGAUUGUUUGUUAGCGCAAGCAAGAUGGUGUUAACCGCCAUCAUAGGUGUUACACUUUCCCCACGCAAGAUCAAUUAUAGAACGAUUAAGGCAAGGUUUUAAAUGUCCAUACCCAUGUUCAGCAUAGCGUUACUCAACCACAGAUGUGUAUCUGUUAGUAGAAUCUCACGAAACUAAAACACACGCCACGGGACAGGGCCGUGAACCUGGGAUCGUCGUCGUUGCACAGGCAACAAUCGAUGUAAGCUUUAAUCUGUAGCUUUUAAUGAGCUAGCUUUUAGCGUAGGCAAAAGCUUUUCGCUGAAAGCUUUCGCGCUCUCACUCACACACAGCCACAGGCGGAAAAUUGCAAAUGGCGCAAGCUUUCAGUGGAAGGCUUUGGUUUUGGUGAAAGUUUUCCGGUUGUUUUUUUGUUGAAAUGUUUUCGCUUCUACGUGUGUGAAGCGAUGGAAAUGAAAACUUUACAAACCCCUUCGGCGAGAAUCUGGUGGGGUAGUUUUGAAGGAAGGAGCGAAGGAAAAAAGAACACGUUACUGAAAAAAUUGUGCCUUAAUUUUACCCAAUUGGCUGAACCUUUUUAACAACGCUAGGCUAGACAAACGACGGAUGAAGUAGUAUUCGAACUACAGCAGAACUACAGUAACUGCAUCGACAACCUUCGAUGCCGUGCCGAUACCAAUCUUUUGUUCUUUGCUGCAAUAUUACAUUCUCAUACACAACAUAGGUACAUUUCUUUAAGACGCUCUGACGGAAAACGGAGGCAAAAGAGAAAAGAGAAGAUACAGCAACGAGCUUAGUGAUGCAAGUGAUGGAAUCGAAAGUAUAAAAUUGAGGCAAAAGAAAGUACAAAGCGAUGGCUCGUGUGCGUGAGUGCGAAUGGCAUGGUGAAGUGUCAAAGAAACUGUUUAACCAACCACAUGUUCUAUCUUGAAUCCACUAUAUCAGCAGAGAAAAAAAGUAUAAAACGGUAAUCAAACAAAUAGAAACUAUUUUUAUGUUACAAAACAAGGAACACAAUUCUUCCAUAAAUACAAUACAUACAUACAUACUUACACACUGAUACUGACAUAGAAGUUGCCGACAACCAAAUUCAGAAAUCUAUCAACAAACUGUGUAACGGUGUUGGCAGCCGUCAACACGCCGGUUAAUGGAAGCAAACGCACGUGUUUUGCUGACUUUGUUAAACAAAAAACAUGAAUGUAUUGUUAGCAUUUAGUGCAGUUAGCUGAGAAAGUCAAUGAUAUAUUUUGAAAAACAGUUAAAAGUGGUCAGUCACACAGCACUAAGCAAA
Anopheles stephensi (Asian malaria mosquito) is the source of this 5869-nucleotide messenger RNA. Its product is annotated as opsin-2. Gene Ontology annotation, cellular component: membrane. Gene Ontology annotation, molecular function: G protein-coupled receptor activity. Lineage: Eukaryota; Metazoa; Arthropoda; Insecta; Diptera; Culicidae. Gene Ontology annotation, biological process: G protein-coupled receptor signaling pathway. The record is from RefSeq and is a predicted model, not a curated record. The coding region runs from base 958 to 2595 and encodes 545 amino acids. The transcript is spliced from 6 exons.